CUCUCAGAAUUCAAUUGUGUUUGCUGUGCAUAGUAUGGCUGAUACCGUCCUUAUCUUCAUCCCCUCUCUUAUACAGACAAUUGCCAAGGCAAUUACUCCAAUUCAAGCUGUUACCGAAGGCGACGUUUGCGGGUUCAAAGCAACUGCAAUUCAAGUUGAUACCGGCCUCAUCCCCCCUUUCACACUAGCCAGCCUUGCACCUGGUCUGCAGGAGAAGUUUGCGGCUCUUGCUCAGUUGCUAACUGAAAUUCAAGCUGCUGCCGAAGGCGCUGAGGAAAUGCAAGAAAUUGAUCCGGCCCUAAAGCCUUGGCUGCAGGAGCUCAAAGAUGCAGUUUAUGAUGCGGUGGAUUUACUGGAUGAGUGUGGUUAUCGUGUUCUUGAGAUGAAAAAUGAGAAGCCAGGCCUGAAGCUGGAGCCCGAAAAGGUGGAUGGAAAAUUAUCAGAGAUUAAUGGAUCUUUAGCUGAAAUUAGAAAGGAGGUAGACUUUAUUAAUCUGAAGAUCAAAUUUAGAAAGCAAAAACUUGCAUCUGCUAGGCGCCCAUAUCAUAAGAUAGUCCCCAUUCUUGAAAGUUCGGAAGUUGUUGGAAGGGAAGAUGAUGUCUCAAAAAUGGUUAGCCAGUUAGAUGAACUGAGGAGUAAACAUCCAAUCUCUGGCAUUUCAAUAGUAGGUGUGGCAGGUGUUGGAAAAACAACUGUAGCAAGAUUAAUUUAUAUGAAGGCGGAGGAAGAAGAGCGCUAUGAUGUAGUAGCUUGGGUUUGUGUAUCUGAGGAGUUUAAUGAUCAAAGAAUUUUGGGUGAGCUGUUGGAAUAUUUCAACAUUAGCUAUGUCCGUCCAAAUACAAUUCAUGGGCUGCUUCAAGAUCUAGGCAAAGAAUUAGAAAAAAAAACCUUUCUUCUCAUUCUUGAUGAUGCUCAGGAAAAAGAUGCUAUCAAGUGGAAUGAUUUUCUCUGUAAUUUGUCAGAAGUUGUGAAAACCGAUGGGAACUCUAUUGUCCUAACAACUCGUAGUGAAGGUGUAGCAGCUAUGGUGGAGAAACUUCCUAUGUAUAGGUAUGACAUGCAGAGGCUAUCAGAUGGUGAGUGUUGGAUGAUAAUUAAGAAGCUAGUUCUCCGUUUACCUUCAAAUCCCGAUUUGCACUACAUUGCAGGAGAAAGUGGUGGCUUGCCUUUAGUUGCGACUGCCAUAGGGGAAGCAAUGAACAGUAUUAAGGAAGAUGAAUGGUUGGCUAUAACAAGAUAUGUAGACUGGAAGUUAGAAAAUAGUAAUUCAAUUCUGUCUGUGUUAAAACAGAGCUUCUUUGAUUGUAUGCCAUUAAGGUUGAAAAAAUCAAUUCUGUCUGUGUUAAAACAGAGCUUCUUUGAUUGUAUGCCAUUAAGGUUGAAAAAAUGCUUUUCUUAUUGUUCAAUUUUUCCGAUAGGUUCUGAAAUUAGAAAAGAUGAUUUAAUUCAACUAUGGAUGGCGGGAGGAUUUCUUCAACAAUCUAAUGAAAGCUCUAUGACAAUGGAGGAUAUUGGAAACAAGUACUUAAAUGAGUUGGUGUCCAAUUCCUUAUUCCCCUGUGAGAAAAGGGAUGCCUGUGGGAAUGUUGAAUCUUACAAAAUGCUUUAUUUAGUGCAUCAGCUUGCUCUCUCUGUUUCGACAGGUGAAACUUCUAUUUGGAAAGGUGAAACUUCUAUUUGGAAAGAUGAAACUUCUAUUUGGGAGACUAAGUCCGAUAUUAUCUAUUCUAAUGUUCGAAAUGAGAGAAUCCAUAGUUGUCGUUUUGGUGUGCUUGGACCCCUUCCUCAGAGGUUGCAUUCUUUGUUCUUCGAUGAUUGUUAUCUGGAGUCAGAUCUCUUAAUAGUGGACUCAGAUUUCUUAAUAGUGGAGUCAGAUCUCAAAAGCUUGCGAUCUCUCAAAUUCAAGGGAUGUCAAAUACAAAAAUGGCCAAUUUCUCUUGAUAAAUCAAGGCAUUUAAGAUACUUUGAAAUCGCAGAAAGCAGCAUUCAUGCAUUACCAGAAUCUUUAUCCAAGCUCUACAUGUUGCAGACUUUAAAAGUUAUGCAAUGCAAAUAUCUUGAUAAGCUUCCCGAUGAUAUAAACAAAUUAGAUAGCUUGAGGCAUCUUUGUCUUGAUAAAAAGAGCCUUAUGCCGGAGGGGAUUAGGCACUUAACUUCCCUUCAAACUUUACCAAUAUUUUUUGUGAGAACAAAGAAGGGAUUCACAAUUGAAGAACUUGGAUGCUUAAGCCAACUCAGAGGGAAAAUGGAGAUUCAGAAUCUUGAUUGUGUAACUUCUAAAUCAGAAGCUAUUAGAGCAAGACUAAAUGAAAAGACAGAAUUACACGAGUUGGUACUUGUAUGGAACCCAUGUAUGGAAUUCAACCAGCAUGAUGAAUCCCAGCAUGAGGAGGUACUAGAGGGUCUUCAAUCCCAGCAUGAGGAGGUACUAGAGGGUCUUCAACCUCACUCAAAUUUGAAGAGUUUAAGUAUUAUUAAUUACCAUGGAUCUAGCUGCCCGUCUUGGAUAGAUGGGCUCUCAUCUCUUCAGCAGUUGAAACUUGAAUCGUGCAUUGAGUUAAUUUCUAUUCCAGAAGAUUUCAGGAAAUUGCAUUCUCUUAGUGUUCUUGAUAUUACUCAUUGUUCUAAACUAAGGAGCAUUCCAGGAGAGUGGCUGGCUAGCCUCACCUGCUUGAAAGAGUUAAGGAUGGGUCCUUUCUCGGAGGGGUUGUUUGAAUUUCCAGGACUUGCUGGGAUCCAUUACCUCCAUGCAUCCCUUGAAUCUUUGACAUUGAAUGGAUGGAAUGAGCUUCGGUGUCUGCCACCUCAGGUGCAACAUCUCACUGCCCUCAAAGAAUUGGUGAUAAGGGAUUUCAGUGAUUUGGAAGUUCUACCAGAGUGGUUGGGUGCCCUCUCUUCUCUUCGGGAGCUGAAUAUUAUCAGCUGUGAUAGAUUGCGUCUGCCUUCCGUUGUAGCCAUGCGACGCCUCUCCAACCUGCAAUCUCUUAUUAUUGAAGACGUGGAGCUUUGCCCCGAGUGGGAAAAGAUUUCGCACAUUCUUAAUAUCAGAAUAGAUGGGCGGACUGUCCAAUCUCAACAACAAUUCGAUUUGUUCAGACACAGCAGAGGAUAUGUUUGAUUCUGGAACAGUAGGGGGAUAUGUUUGAUUCUGAUUAUGGGUCUGAUUUACCGAUUAAUAUAUAAUUCUGCGGCAACGAAAGACCUUGUUGGAAGGCAUCUGACCCAACGGAAGCUAGCACAUAAGAGACCCUAUUGAAAUCAAAAACCCAUAACAAUUAUCAACUGAUGCAUAAGAAAGAGAAAACAGAGUGGUGCAUAGCCACACCGCCAUGGAAGCCUAGCAUGCAUGUUGACCAAAAUCUUUCACCAUAAAGUGGGAUCUCAUCUUCCAGGAAGGCUUGUAGGAUUGUGAAAGGGAUCAAAUUAUGUCUGCACUUUUCUAUUCUGCUGAAUGCUUUGUGAUGGAUCUGGAAGCCUUACAACUCCUGGACAUAUGAAGAACAUGCUUUCCACUAAAUGGCUGUCAUAAAAAUGGUUACAUGUCAGGGCCUCUUGUCAUUGUUCUGAAGUACAUGCACUUUGCUGAGGUUGAAGAGCUCGUAGUAAACCAGAAUAGAGAAUUUAACAUUUCUCAAAAUGGAGAACUAUUUUGUAUGACGCUAUUGUUCCACAGUACUCAUGCAUAUACCAGUACCAUAUACACGAGUUCUAUACCUGAUGAGCGGAAAAAACAUUAACUUUUACUUGCGAAGAACCAACAGAUCAGCCAUUCCAUUUAUUCUCAACGCUCUUGCUGCUCUAAGGUAAAAGAGUUCUUACAAGGGCCAAAAAACCACAAAAAUGGUAUGGAUUUCAAACUGUUUUAAACAGUGCACAAUUUGGGGAAGGGGGACUGAGAUUUUUCAAGACAUUGGUGGGGUUCAAAACCCUGACCAACAAACCCAAGCACUUAAAGGCUUGGGGGUGAACCACUAUGACCUGAAGGCCAG
This is a messenger RNA of Rubroshorea leprosula, 3989 nucleotides long. The record is from the annotation of a GenBank genome assembly. NCBI's taxonomy places the organism in Eukaryota, Viridiplantae, Streptophyta, Magnoliopsida, Malvales, Dipterocarpaceae.